Messenger RNA from Anisakis simplex (herring worm), 696 nucleotides. Lineage: Eukaryota; Metazoa; Nematoda; Chromadorea; Rhabditida; Anisakidae. The record is from the annotation of a GenBank genome assembly.
AUGAUCUCAGUCACAGCUUUACUACUGCUUUAUCUAUCUGUGACGGCUCUUGGUCAACAACGGCACAAGGAUAAGGACGAUGCUUAUGUGGAUUUGAUCGCACUUAAUUUAAUCACCGAAGGGUGUAGUGCUGACUCUUAUUAUGGUUACGGUAUUGUUGAUGGCAGCCUCGAGAAAUGUGACAAGUAUGAAGAAGCGAAAAGCGGUGGUGGUGAGGUCAGUGCUGAGUACGAAGAGAUCAAAUGUCGAACGCUGCGAGUGCAUGGUCGUAUGGUGGAUGGCAAAUGUGAAUGUAAGUCCGGUUGGAAAGGACCUUAUUGUAACGAAUACAACGGAUGUCCUGCCGGCUUCUCUCUUUACAACAGCGUGUUGGAUCUUAUUUACUACUACUUCUUAGUAUUUUCUGAACUUGUACUCCAAAUGCAUGUCAACAUAAUGGAACAAUUGCGAUCGGUUCCAAACAGAUCGAGUGCAUCUGUCAAGCACCAUGGGAUGGUAGAAACUGCGAGCGAUUGGCUUGCUGGAGAAUGGCACCCAAAGCAUGAACGUCGAUGGAGAAAUGCGCGUGAUAAAUGUCGUUGUGCUGAUGAAUAUGACGGAGAAAAUUGUGACAAGGUGGUUGCGUGUAAAAAUGAUGGCGAGUUGAUUGAUGGAAGAGUUGAGAUUGAAAUAGCUGACAUGACAUCAUUGGCCUGA